Molecule: messenger RNA, 1895 nt
Organism: Periconia digitata
Lineage: Eukaryota; Fungi; Ascomycota; Dothideomycetes; Pleosporales; Periconiaceae
Source: the annotation of a GenBank genome assembly
CAGCAAAAUUGUAAACGAGUAAACGAGUAAACGAAGAAGCCUUAAAAUACUAAUUGCUGCCUUGGUGAGCUGGAAUUGGCAAGUUUCGGGCCAAGAGGGUGAGAUCUCAUAUAGUACUAGCGUCCCCGACGCACCUGCUGCCCAUAAUAAACGCCGUCUUUCUCCACCUCGCCUCAACGAAUAUGCCGAAUCUGAAUAUGCCGAGCAACAGAACUCGUGCUGUGCGCGUUUGCGAGUACUGCCACAGCCAUAAAAUCCGAUGUGAUCUGGACACAAAACAUGACGAAUGCUCCAAUUGUAGUGAACGUGGCGAGUUGUGCAAGAUUCGCACAAGGAAGCUCUACAGCUCGCGCGUUCGAACUGCUCGCCGCGACAAUGAUAUAGAGCAUGUGAAUCAUGAGGAGGGGUUGGAGGGAGCCCCCACACCCACGGGGUCAACUGUGAAUCCCGUCGAAUUAGUCGCAACAUGUUUCCCGGCACCGAGUUCAAGGGUCAUACCCAUAUUCGUCGGCAACGGUGAUUACGGUGCGAUAAUCUCAAGCACGGCCAAAACCAAUGAGCGACACUUCCACGUCCCUGUGCCAGCAGAAAACACUCUUGCCCCCGAAGAUCUCCAAUAUCUUAAGCUGAAAGGAUGUUUCACGCUGCCCCCCGAAAGCUCGGAACUGAUCACCGCCUACUUUCGAUUCGUGCAUCCAAUCUUCCCAGUCAUAGACGGGACCUCCUUCCUGCAUGAAUACAAUGCGCACGGCGUUAGCGGUGUGAAUUUGCUUCUUCUCUGGAGCAUGUUUUCUGUCAGUGCGAGUUUCAUUCCGACACUAGACAGAAAACAGUGCAAGGUGAAAUAUUCGUAUCGCGCGAAGCUACUUUUCGACCUCAGCGAGGAAAGAGACAAAAUCGUUCUAAUACAGUCUGCCCUUUUGCUGAGCUUCUGGUUUGCCGACUUUGAGGAUGUGAAACAGUCGUGGUACUGGACGGGCGUGGCCUUCGCAAUCGGGCAGACUCUGGGCAUGCACCGUGAUGCCAAACAGGUCCUAGGAACAACUGGAUCUGAAAGGAGCUCGGCUUUAUGGCGCAUCGUAUGGAAAUGCUGUAUGAUCCGCGAUGUUUGGCUGGCUUUCACCAUGGGCAGACCAAUUCGUAUCAACAGUGCUGAUUGCGAUCCGUUUCCACGCGAGGAUCCUUCGAUACAUUUCAAAGACCUAACGUUGCAUGGCGAAGUACUCUACACUCCCGAAGAAGCAGUAAAGAUAGGAAGAUUGUGGCAGAGUUUCUGUACAGCUGCCGACGUUUUACGCGAGAGUUCCACCAAAAUAUUGUCACCGUCGCGAGUCAAGCUUUUAAAACUGAGGUUGGAGGACGAGAUCAAAGUUACCACAUCGGCUGAUUUUACGCAUAUCAGUUGGCAUUGCCGGCUUCAUCAUUACGUUGCACUGAUCGCCCUUGCGCGUAACUCGAAAGCACAAGGCGACAUAAGAAACCUGUCGGACAGCAUCACAGCUACUAUACAGGAGUAUUCUGCAGAAUCGCCACUGAUUAUGCCCGCACCUUUCAUCAUACCACUCGUGGUUCCUGCGUUGAUAUCGUAUUUUCACGGCUUAUCAUCAGCUGACCCGGGAAAGAUGGAGGCAUACGGCCAAAUUGACAUAUUGCUUUCUUUCUUCGAUGCGAAUAAGGACAAUUACCCUGCGGCAGGAAAUCUCCAUCGCGUGUUCACCACAUGGCGAAAUACCAUGCAAGCUCAAACAACGAGUCUGCCGGCGCGGGAUGUGCUGCACUCUAUCCCAACGAAUCAAAUGCAGUUUCCUGAGAACUCGCCUUGGUUUGGGAGUCAAUUGUCGUGGCCUGGACAAGGAUCAUCGCCGGCUUCCAACGGAUCUAGUGAUAUACAGUAA